Cladophialophora immunda is the source of this 2122-nucleotide messenger RNA. Its product is annotated as phosphate:H+ symporter. Lineage: Eukaryota; Fungi; Ascomycota; Eurotiomycetes; Chaetothyriales; Herpotrichiellaceae. Gene Ontology annotation, molecular function: transmembrane transporter activity. Gene Ontology annotation, cellular component: membrane. Bases 250 to 1929 code for a protein of 559 amino acids. The record is from RefSeq and is a predicted model, not a curated record. The transcript has 6 exons. Gene Ontology annotation, biological process: transmembrane transport.
ACCGUCUGUGGCGACGGACAUGCACAAUGGUUCGCGUCCGGGUCUGGACUAUAUGUACUACUGCGAAUCCGUCGGACGACAGGCCCAUGGAAAGAUCCUGGACAAGAUCGUUGACCGACACGAACGACAUUUGGAUCCAACUCGAAUCCUGAAACGAACAGAGUUGGUCAUCUACAACUUCCCAACACCUAGCACAACAAACCUUUGCAAAGCUUGUCGCUCCCAGCCAUAUCCUUUCUAUAGGCGAAGAUGAAGUGGGAGGAUGAUGGCUAUGCGCGCAGGGACGAUGAUGGUAGACCGGUGACGUUUGAAGAGUAUCGACAGAAGUCGGUCGGUACCGCCAACAAGAAUUUCAGAUGGAACUUGACCACGGGCGAUCUUAAGAUGUUUGCCGUCACAGGCGUCGGCUUCUUCCUUGAUUCAUAUGACUUGUUCAUCAUCAACCUAGUGACACCAGUAUGGCUCUACGAAUACUGGGGGGGCCUCGAAGGCCGUAAGCCCCAUUACCCGCCUCUUCUCCGAGGUCUUGUCAACGCUGGGUCAAACAUUGGCAACAUCUUCGGACAGCUGAUCUUCGGCUUCCUCGGCGACGUCUUUGGUCGGAAGUUUGUGUACGGCAAGGAACUGAUCGUGGUGAUCAUCGGCACCAUCCUGACCAUCAGCCUUCCCAACGACAUUCCGACGCCCACGCUGAAAAUGAUAUGGCUUUUCUGUUUCCGUAUGCUCAUGGGCGUCGGUAUCGGAGGCGAUUACCCCAUGUCCGCGUCGAUCGUGUCGGAGAGGUCCUUGCUGCCAAAGCGUGGUCAGCUGUUGGCGUGGAUCUUUUCGAACCAAGGCUGGGGCACACUCACGGGCUCCAUUGCGACGAUCAUCAUUCUUACAUGCUUCAGCCACGCCCUAGAUAUAGAGGGACACUACAACCAACUAGAUGCAGUUUGGCGAAUCCAGAUGGGCCUUGGGCUCGUUCCUGCUUUCGCCACGCUUUACUUUCGUCUCACAAUGCCGGAAGGUCGGAAGUACCUACAGUCUCGGGAACUGAACCAUGCCGCCGUGACGAAUCAUAAAGGAGGCAACAGCGUCUCGAAAUCGGCGGCGCAGGAACCGGAGCUGAACUCCCUAAGCAACGGCAGCGUUCUAACCGAUGCUGGUCCUUCUGCCUUCGAUACCACGACCCCGGCCGAGGAGAACAAGCUCACUCCCACCAGCAGCACCGAAGGACGGACGAAGUACAAGGCCUUCUUUGUCCACUUCAGCAAGUGGAAGAACCUCAAAGUCCUCCUGGGAACCACCUCGACUUGGUUCCUGCUCGACGUGGCCUUCUACGGCACGAACCUGAACCAAUCGGUCCUCCUGGACGAAAUUGGCUUCGAUACCGGCAAGAACGAAUAUGACCUCCUGAUGCGGAACGCGAUCGGAAACCUCAUCAUCGCUGUCGCCGGCUACGUCCCCGGAUAUUUCUUCACCAUCUUCUUCAUCGAGAAGCUCGGCAGGAAGUGGAUCCAGAUCCAAGGAUUCCUCAUCGUCGCGUUGAUGUUCGGUAUCAUAGCUGGCGACUACGGCCAUCUCGGGACGGCCGGCAAGUUCGUCUGCUUCGCUUUCGCGCAGUUCUUCUUCAAUUUUGGCCCCAACUCGACGACGUUCAUCGUCCCUGCCGAGGUCUAUCCUUCACGGGUACGUGGGUUGGCGCACGGUACCAGUGCCGCCGUCGGCAAACUGGGCGCCAUCCUGUCCGCGCUGCUCUUCAAUUACCUCAGCGGUCCGAACAUCAUCGGCCUCGCGAAUGUCCUGUGGGUGUUUUUCGCCUGCAAUGUCUUGGGCGCGAUCAUCACCUUCUUCCUGAUCCCCGAAACCAAGAACAAGGACGCCGAUGUGGCCGACUAUGAGGAGUGGCAGGAGAGACAGGCGAAACUCAACCCGGAGAAAGUCUGAGGAGAACUAAACGAAAAAAAAGUGCUGCAAAGUUCCCCGUGCGUUUUCGAUGUCGAAUAGGGGAACGGGACCUUGCAUUGACGGCGCUGCUUUCCAUUUAUUACCAUCUACCCGGUUUAAUCUUACCAUGUUAUCACAUUUUGUCGAAGGCAGUAUACUAUUUUCUGGGGCGUGGCCGCCGGAUCAAUCUGAC